AUGGCGCAGCCAGGCCACACGGUGGCGCUCCUCCUCGUAGCCACCACCGCGCUGCUGCUCGCGUCCGGCACGACGGCGCAAGACUGCGCGAAUGCGACGUUCCCGGCGGGCCGGUCGUUCGAGCGGUGCAACACCCUGCCCGUACUCGGGGCGAGCCUGCACUGGACGUACCACGCGGCGAACGGCACGGCUGAGCUUGCGUUCCGCGCGCCGUCGACCAGCGGCGGAUGGGUGGCCUGGGGCAUCAACCCCGCCGGCGCCGGCAUGCCCGGCAGCAACGUCUUCGUCGCCUCGCAGGACGGCAGCGGCGCUGUGUCCGUGCUCACCACCGUCCUGGAGAGCACGUCCCCUAGCCUGACCAACGGCACCCUCAAGUUCGACGUGCCGGUGCCGCCCACCGCCGAGUACGCCGGCGGCGCGUACACGAUCUACACCACGGUGGCGCUGCCGGGGAACUCCACGACGCAGAACACGGUGUGGCAGGCCGGCCCGCUCAGCGGCGGGUCCAUACUGCCGCACCGAACGUCGGGGCCGAAUUUGCAGAGCGUCAAGAGGCAGGACUUCCUGUCCGGCUAG
Messenger RNA from Lolium rigidum, 576 nucleotides. Its product is annotated as cytochrome b561 and DOMON domain-containing protein At5g47530-like. Bases 1 to 576 code for a protein of 191 amino acids. NCBI's taxonomy places the organism in Eukaryota, Viridiplantae, Streptophyta, Magnoliopsida, Poales, Poaceae. The record is from RefSeq and is a predicted model, not a curated record. The transcript has a single exon.